CGAUUACGUUUUGAAGAUCAGAAAAACAACACAUAGAGAUGAGUGUAAAGGAGGGAGGAACAUCAUCGGGAGGCACAUCUCGUGCUGGAGCUUCGUCAGUGUCACGUGCUGGUAUCACUCACUGGUUUACCUCAGAGAUUCAACAGAUGAUGCAUGGGUUUGGUGACUGUAGGAAACCUCUCAAUGACACAGCUCUUCUUGUAGAAGAAAUUGUACACCAACAGGUGUCAGCACUGCUGUAUCAGGCGUGUGAUGUGGCGACCUUGAGGAGUGCUAGGUUUAUUGGGAUGGAGGAUCUUCUGUUCCUGCUCAGGAAAGACAAGGUAAAGCUAGCUCGUUUACUGCGAUAUCUGGACCUGAAGGACAUGAAGGCAACAGUACUAAAGGGUGGUGGUUUGGAGGAGGAGGAUGGCACUGAAUCUGGUGACAAAGUCAUUCAGCCAAUGAAAAAACGAAGAAAAAUUUGUUAUGACUUCCUAUCAUCAAUCGAUCAAUCAGGAGAGCUAGUGGCGUUGUUUGAUGAUGAUAAGGUGGAUGACAUCAAACAUGAUCGCUUAGUGAGAGCAGAAUUGCAGUCAAGAGGUAUGGAUCAGAAACAUUACAUGGAGUUUUGUGAGGCGAGACAAAUCAACUUCAGUAGAAAGUACAAGUCCCAGAGAUUUAAAGACUGGCUGAUGGCUGGUGUGAACAUUGACAUCAAACCUAACCUGCCAGCCCUUGAGAUACUCUCCUACUUCUCCUAUGAAACAGUUGCACAGGUAGUGGACCUGGCAUUGCUAGUGAAGCAGGAUAUACGAUCAGCCUCAAGUGACCCCCUGGCUAAAAACACUCCCAGUGUUUGUAUCAACUACCAUGAUCAUUCCCCUUCUAGCAGUGGAAGUGUUCUAGGACGACCUGGUCACCACCCAGGGAUCACUUCUCCAACAGGGAGUCCUCCUACCACCCCAUCAACUCCAGGUUCUACACCAGGUGGAUUGGGCUCAUCUUCAGGGCUUGGGUCAUCAGGCAGUGGAAUGUCCCACAAAUCUAAAUCAAAGAAGCGCAGAAAGAGUGGACAUGGUCAAAAUUUAGAGGUUUCUUCAUCGCAGGCCAUCCUGCCCAGUGAUGUACAGGAAGCUAUGAGAAGGUUUGGACAUUGUAUAGGACCAUUUGCCUCCUGUACGAAAGUCAACAAUUUGGUGUCACCGAAGAUGAGAUUACUGUGUUGCUGAAUAUUCAAUGGCAAAUCUACAGAGGAACUUUUUCUUUGUGUGUACCUGGAUGUCCUUGGACUGAUGUUGUGGUCUUCAGACCUGUAGACUAUUACCAUAGGACAUUAGGGGUGUGGGACCAAAGUUAUUGUGGGACUGAUGUCAUGUGACAUUGGGAGUGUGGGACCAAGGUCAUUGUGGGACUGAUGCCAUGGGACAUUUGGAGUGUUAACCAAAGUCAUUGUUGGACUGAUGUCAUGUGACAUUGGGAGUGUGGGACCAAAGUUAUUGUGGGACUGAUGUCAUGUGACAUUGGAAGUGUGGGACCAAAGUCAUUGUGGGACUGAUGUCAUGAGACAUAAGGGGUGUGGGACCAAAGUCAUUGUGGAUCUGAUGUCAUGUGACAUUGGAAGUGUGGAACCAAAGUCAUUGUUGGACUGAUGUCAUGAGACAUUAGGGGUGUGGGACCAAAGUCAUUAUAGGACUGAUGUCAUGUGACAUGGGGAGUGUGGGACCUGCUGUCAGUGGACAGUGGUUGUUUGGGACCUGCUGACAGUGGACAACUUGCCAUUAUAAUUGUUAAACAAGUCUGCAGUCAUCAGACAACUUGCUGUUAUAAUUGUUAAACAAGUCUGCAGUCAUCAGAAAACUUGCUAUGAUAAUUGUUAAACAAGUCUGCAGUCAUCAGACAACUUGCUGUUAUAAUUGUUAAACAAGUCUGCAGUCAUCAGAAAACUUGCUAUGAUAAUUGUUAAACAAGUCUGCAGUCAUCAGACAACUUGCUGUUAUAAUUGUUAAACAAGUCUGCAGUCAUCAGAAAACUUGCUGUUAUAAUUGUUAAACGAGCCUGGAGUCAUCAGACAACUUCCUGUUAUAUUUGUUAAGCGAGCCUGUGGUCAUCAGACAACUUCCUGUUAUAUUUGUUAAGCGAGCCUGUGGUCAUCAGACAACUUGCUGUUAUAUUUGUUUAACGAGCCUGGAGUCAUCAGACAACUUGCUGUUAUAAUUGUUAAACGAGCCUGUGGUCAUCAGACAACUUGCUGUUAUAAUUGUUAAACGAGCCUGUGGUCAUCAGACAACUUGCUGUUAUAAUUGUUAAUCUAGUCUGUGGUCAUCAGACAAUUUGCUAUGACAAUUUUUAAACAAGCCUGUGGUCAUCAGACAACAUGCUGUUAUAAUUGUUAAACGAGUCUGUGGUCAUCAGAAAACUUGCUAUGAUAUUUGUUUAACGAGCCUGUGGUCAUCAGACAACUUGCUAUUAUAAUUGUUAAACAAGCCUGCAGUCAUCAGACAACUUGCUGUUAUAAUUGUUAUACAAUAAAGG
This is a messenger RNA of Ylistrum balloti, 2514 nucleotides long. RefSeq names its product transcription initiation protein SPT3 homolog. The transcript is spliced from 12 exons. Gene Ontology annotation, molecular function: protein heterodimerization activity; transcription coactivator activity. NCBI's taxonomy places the organism in Eukaryota, Metazoa, Mollusca, Bivalvia, Pectinida, Pectinidae. Gene Ontology annotation, biological process: transcription by RNA polymerase II. The coding region runs from base 39 to 1211 and encodes 390 amino acids. The record is from RefSeq and is a predicted model, not a curated record.